Molecule: messenger RNA, 1368 nt
Organism: Chrysemys picta bellii (western painted turtle)
Lineage: Eukaryota; Metazoa; Chordata; Testudines; Emydidae
Product: ribonuclease pancreatic-like
Biological process (GO): defense response to Gram-positive bacterium
Molecular function (GO): RNA nuclease activity; nucleic acid binding
Source: RefSeq, a predicted model, not a curated record
CAGCUCUGCUGGCAGUUGGAUCCAUCUCUGACCGGAGCCCCAGGAGUUGGGUCGAUCCAGUGACAGACACAGCCAUGGCCCUGAGGGGACCCUGCCCCUUGCUCUUCCUGACCCUGGUCCUGCUGGCUGUCUGCCUGGCUCAGCUCAGCGAAGGCGCCAGCUACCAGCAGUUUGUGACCCGACACUUUGACAGCCCCAAGACCAGUGCUGCCAACGACCGGCUCUACUGCAACCUCCUGAUGCAACGCCGUGGCCUGACCCGUGUCUUCUGCAAACGCCGCAACACCUUCAUCCACGCCCCUGCUGGCAAGCUCCAGGCCAUCUGUGCCCGUGGAGGAACACACGUUAGCCUCAACCUCUACGACAGCCUGGAGUCCUUCAACGUCACCACGUGCCGGGCGCUGCCCCGCUCCCGCCCGAGGCACUGUAGAUACAGGGCUGCAACUGGCAACACCAAGAUCCGUGUGGCCUGUGUCCAGGGGCUGCCUGUGCACUUAGAGCCGACGUACCUGCCAUGAGCAGGGGAUCCCCCUUCUGCCCCCCACCCCCGCUUUGAUCCUGGGCAGCCCUCUGUUGCUGGGGGCUCCCUGUCCCCCUACCUGCGCGUCCUGGACAACGCCCGCCAUGAGUCUCCACAGGGACUUUCAGUGCCUCCCCUUAUCCCACGGGCCGGCAGUUGGGGCUGCGGUGGGAUUUCCCAUGCUGGGUGCCCAGUUCCUAUUCACACGAGUGAAAAUCCGGGUGCCCAGCCCCCCGGCUGGCACUGAGACCCUCAGCCUGAGCCCAGCGGCUGCCUCGCUGAGCAGGAUCCAAACAUAACUGGCCUGGACUUGGGCUGGGGCUGCCCCGGACAUACCAGGAGCAAAAGAGGCCAAGCGGCUCUGAAACCUCAGAACCAUUUCAUUGGGGGGCCCACUUUUAGCCCCCUGAAUCUGACCAAAAUUCCCACAAACCCCUUGGAUUUGUCUAAACCUGUAUGACUGGAUCUGGCCCCGUUACUGGGGGAUGUGGAAACCAGCUGAGCCUCGCAUGGCCAGACAUCACAGGGCUAAGAUGGGAGGAGGGCUGCUGGGCCGGGUAGAAAUGAGGGGCUCUGAGGGCACCAUGGGCGAGGUUAACUCCUGUUCCUGUCAUCCCUCCCGUCCCCCAGAGCUCCCCAGGCAGUGAAAUUUGCUAGGCCGGAGCUAGGGUAGAACCAGGAGGCACUCGGGGUCUCGGUCUGGCUCUGACGUCUCCCAUGUGGAUAUAAGGUGAGGCUGUGACCGGAGCUGAAGGGGGAAGCAGAAGGGGGGUUGCAGUGGGGUGGAGCGAUGCUGUUGGGGAGUUUGAUUCUCUGGCUGCCACCCUUAAUACAAUGCUGCCAACGCA